Messenger RNA from Bombus huntii, 2337 nucleotides. RefSeq lists its product as uncharacterized. Lineage: Eukaryota; Metazoa; Arthropoda; Insecta; Hymenoptera; Apidae. The transcript is spliced from 4 exons. The record is from RefSeq and is a predicted model, not a curated record. Bases 899 to 1918 code for a protein of 339 amino acids.
UCCCCUCCUGUUCGAAGUAAAUUGUUUGAAAAAAAAGAAAAAAAAAGUAUGGCGUAGCUAUUGGUAGAAUUUCAACAAUCGUGUAACUUUCGAAACAACACAGACAUCAACGUGUUGAAGUAUUUUUGAAACGACCAGGACAAACGGUUUGCGAACAAAAGAAGCUAGACGUGUAGACGUGGAAAACGUCGGAACAUGACAUUUUACCUAUAUUACAUGCAAAAUUUCCAUGUAACCACAAAAUGUUAUUGACGGUCAAAUUUCUGAGGACACGUCAAGUCAGAAACGUUGCUUCUUAAGGCUAAGCUUCUUAAGAUGAACCCCGCGUGUAAACAAUAUUCGACCGACAUAAUUGGUCUCAAAAGACCCACGUGAGUACACGUGACUCUUGAAUAUAAUAUCAAUUGCGGGAUUUGCAGCAACAAGGAGACAGCUCAAACAUUUAAAUUGUUUGGAUUGAAAAAGAAAGAAAAAUAUAAAUUUCAUAUGAAUAUUAUGGGAGGAAAAAUAUGAUAAGUACAAUUUUGUUGAUUUUCUGAUGUUGAUAUUAUUUAAAGGUUAAAAUUAUUAAAAUUACUCUCAUAUAAAAAACAAAAGAUAUGGCUUGUGGUGUUCUUCCCCUGUGGUUUUCAUAUUCAAAGAUGCAAAGAUUUAUUACUACGAGUAUUAUUAAUUGACCAUGAAUUUCGCAGAAGUACUUGAUCUUUAGUUACUUUUUGUUGGUUCACUCAAAUUAUUGAAAAGUGGAACUUCCUCCUUAUUGCAGCUCGAUCUCCCUUAAUUUUUAUUCAUAUUGAAUUGUUUGCGUAUAUAAAAUAGGGCUCUGGACAAGCUGUUCGAUUCGAUUCCUAAGCCCAAAGGCGCGGUACCAGAAUUUGGACUACCAAAAUGGAAAGUAAUGCCGUUAGAGUCUAAAAUCCCAAUGGUUCCCGGACCGGAGGGUGUUUACAAUUUCACGCGCCGUAAGCUUGGCGAGGAACUAUGGAUCUCCACACCGGAUACGGAGUUUAAUUUAAGCGAUCCAUACGGCUACGAGAUACAAUGGACUUACGACUCCCUCCACGAUAAACAUUUGCUUCCUCACUUCUCCAAACCGAAUAUCAUUCGGCAUUUGAUCAAAUCUGGCUUCGUUACUAAAAAUUUAGACGCAAAAUGUUCUCUGAAAGAUUACAAUAUGUACAGAAGGUAUCUAAGAAGACUGCACUGUGAUAGCAUAAAGAAGGAAUUGAAUAGAAGAACGAAACAAUCCAUCGAGGAGAGAGCGAUCUUGUAUGCUCAAGAACAGGCUGAGAAAGAAGUAAAGAGAUUGAGAGAAAGAGAAAGAUUAAUGGAGUUACGAAAGUCCGCAAUCAUGCAAAGCAAGAUGGCUGAGAAAAUGAAGCUGCAAAAGCAGAAAGAGAAACAAAGGAAAAUUGAUGAAAGGUUACAAGCAUUGGCUCAGAAAAAGAAAGAAACUCAACAAAUGCGGUAUAUUAAAAGCAAAGCUCAUGCAGAAAUAAUUCAGCAGAAACAAAUAGCAGCAACAGAUAUUCGAAGGCAAAAGAUAAUUCAAACUCUUUUGGAAUGGAACAGGAAGGAACGUAUACGAAAGAAAAUGAGAGAAAUGCGAUUAGUGCACGAACAAGAAGAAAAACGCAAGAUCGUAGAACUGAAAUGGGAAGAAAGAUUAGAAUUUCAAAAGAAACAAAUUGAAAAGGAACAGUUUCUAUUGCAAUGCAUAGAAGAUCAAAGGAAUAAAUUUAUAGAUGCAUACCAAGAAAAAGUAGACAGAGAAACAGAAAGAAUGAAAAGACUUUUUGAAGAUGUAAAAAUGUAUAUAAGAUGUUAUUUGGCUAGGCACUUGCCUGGAAGUAGAGAACGCAUUUGCUGUGAAAAAUAUUUCGAUGAUGAUGAAGUAUUUUAUAUGAAUUUAAUAUAAAAUCAUCUCAAAUAUGAAUGUGACAUUACAGUUUUAAUUUCAAUUUUAGGAUGAAACAUCAUUUGUGGAAAGUGAUAAAAAGGAUGCAGCUAAGCUAAUAAAACAAGAUAAAGUAAGAAAAUUUCUAUUAUCUAUUUCUAUUAUUAAGACUGCGAACUAUAUAAUCAAUAAAAAACAAUAUUGAUAUCAAGGUUUGUCUGGUAUAAAAUAUAGUAUCGUUUCAGAUACAGAAAACGCUUCAGAAAGAAAAAAAAAGGAAUGAAGAAAAGGCUCUAAGCAAAGAUAAAUUAAAGCAAAAAAUGAAACAGAAAAAGAGGAAAAUCUCAGCAAGGAUGGAGAAAAAGGAAGCACGUAAAAUUGAAAGUGUUGGAAAAAGAAGAAAGAAACAAAAGAAAAGGAAAAAAGUAAAAAAGAAGAAA